CGGUCGAUAGUAAACUCGAUUGUGUGCGCAUCACCAUCAUCUCCGCUCCAGUCCCAGCAUCUCUCUCCUCCAUCCACACAGCAUUAACCUGUCCUGAACAUCAUCUCCAGCCUUCAUAAUGACCUUCAGGCCAUCUGGUUGAUUGGUGUCCGGUUGUUUCUGUCCGCUGUGGCUGCGCUUAUUGCUGCUGCUGUACAGGGAAACGGAUACCUGCGCUGCAUUGGCAUCACUGCAGAUUGUUUCGGGUGACAGCGCGGCCAUACAUUUUGGUGUAUUCUGCCUGUGACAUCUACCAUGGCGAAAACAGGCACAUCAUCCAGUGAGACAACAGGUGAAAAGAUGGCACCACCAUCCAUCACUCUACUUCCUGACAAGAGAUCUCCGACAAACAGUCACACCUCUCCAGCCCGAACUGGAAAAACGACUCCAUCUAACACAGAGAAGAAGCCACACAUAAACGGACACGCAUCCCCGUUACACUUAGCAGCUAACAUCAAUAACAACCACGCAGGUAAACAAAUUGUGGAGGGUUAUAUGAAGACAGACGACAGGAUGCGAUUAGCCAAAGAGAGACGCGAGGAGAGGGAGAGAAGUCUGGUGGCCAGGGAGCAGCUGAUCAGAGAGAAAGAGCGCAGAGCUCGGCUGCAGUAUGAACGCACAGUGGAGGAACGCUGGAGGCGGCUGGAUGAGCAGAGGCAGAAAGAGGAGUUCCGCAGAGCUGCAGUGGAGGAGAAGAGGAGGCAGCAGCUCGAGGAGGAGAGGGAGCGGCUGGAGGCCCUGAUGAAACGCUCUCUGGAGCGAAGCCUUCAGCUGGAGCAGAGGACCAAACGCUGGAGCAGAGGCUGCCCUGCAGGUGACAGUGAGAAUGCCCCACUCCCUUUCUCUGCUGCCUCCGCCUUUUCCCAUGGCAUUGCCUCCCCCCUUCCUGCUGUCAGCGAAUCUGCGCCCUGCAGCCCUCACAGGUCACCUUACUGCAGCUCACUGAACCCUGCAGAUCACAACAGAGCUGGACUUCAGGGAGGCUCUCAGUCCACUCCCAAUACCCCCAAGAAAGAGCGGCUUCGCAGAGACAGAAGAACUGCAUCCCCAUGUUGUGGAUCCCCUGUGAGAAGAUCCGAAUCCCCUGGUAGUGUCACCAAGCAGUUGGCUUCCCCUACUACUUCCAAGCUGGCAUCAAAGAUGCGCGCACCGUUUCCUAGCAAUGCACAUCAGUACUACUACUCUCCUACAAGACAUCGUCCAAACCUGUCAAGUGAUGAGAGGAAAGCAGACAACAAGAAGGUGGAAAAACACAGUGAACAAUCCAAAGAUGAGACUGCAGUGAAAAAGAAUGCUGACAUCAACAGCACAAAUCCAUCUUCACAAGAUGAGAAGAAUGCGGUCAACGCUGAAAUCACUAAAUCCAGAUCAUCUAAAGGUGAAACUUUUGAUAAGCAUCUCAAAGGCGACACAUCUGAAAAAAAUCAGUCCCCUGACAGAAAGGACCACAUGUCUCCCAAAGUGGAUUCUUUAGAGAAGAAGACGCAGAGCAACGCUGAGGAUGGAGACAAGAAAAAAGAAUCAGCACUGUGCACGUCCACGGGGAAGGUGGCAGCUGGCUCAACAAAUGCAGAGGAGGCUACCAGGUUGAUGGCAGAGCGUAGGCGUCAGGCUCGAGCUCAGAAAGAACUGGAAGAGAAAAAACGGGAACAAGAGGAAGAAGAAAGACUAAGGGAAGAGCAGCUGAGGAAGCAACUCGCACAGGAGCAGCGACAGCAGGAGGCAAAGGCUCAACAAGUGAAGGAAAAGGUGAAAAAUAAGGAAGAUCCUCACAGGCUGAAACAAGAAGAAGAAAAUCGAAAGGAGGAGCAGGAGAAGAAGCUACAGGCCCAGAUGGACAAAGAGAGAGAAAAAGCCAAAGUCCAGGCUCAAGAGGAUGCAGAGCGUCAGCGGCAAGACAGAGAACUGCAGGCGCAACAAGAAGAGGAGGAGAGGCAACUAAGAAAAAAGAGAAUUGAAGAGAUCAUGAAGAGAACAAGGAAGGGUGAAGCUGACUUGAAGGAGGAGCAGGUGGAGACGAAGCCCGUCUCACCACCAGGUGAAGUAAAGACUGUUCAAACUAAUGCUCAGGUGAACGAGCAAGCAAUCAAAAAGGCUGAGUUUCAGGUUAAAGAGCAGGCCACAGUCCAGGUUAGCACGAAAGAAUGUGGCCUGGUGAAGAAAGAAGCAGCAGCAGCACAGAUGGACAGUCAGAAGAGUUUGCAAGUUAAAAACAACGCUCAUCAAGUGACACCAACACACAGUGUUCCUGACAAGAGACCUGACACCAAACAAACCAGCGAAGAGCAUGGCAGCCAACCUAACAGAGAGGGCAAAGCCUGUGCUCUCAAGCAACAGGGAAGAGAGGUGGAUGUGAAUGUAAACAAGCAGCACAGAGCAAAUGUUAAAGACCAAAUAAAUAAAGGGCAGUCAGAGCCGACAGAAGAUGCCAAAGUCAAGCAAAGGGAGGGUGGUAUGAGGAAUGGAGCAGUGAAGGGGGAAGGAAGUGCCUCGAUGAGUAAACGUUUAACUGCUGAGGUAAGCAAACAACAAAGCCUGCAUGUGUCAACAGCUGAGGGGAAAACUAAAGGAGGGUCCCAGAUGGUGGUUAUUAGAGCCUCUGUGACACCCAUGUCUGUGGGACACCUAUCACCGCCAAUCAUCAAGCUGGAGCCACUAGAUGUGAAGGGUACAGGGUCUUGUGAUGAGGUGCAGUCCAUGGAGGUCAGCCCGGCUUCAAAGGAGGAACUGAUUUCAAUCCCAGAGUUCUCACCAGUCAAUGAAAUCCAGCACAGCAGCAUGAGUAACACCCGAGCUCUUGAAGACCUGAUGGACCUGACGGGCAGUGUCACCUACCCCAAACUGUCCUCUGAAGGCAACAUGGGCGACUGCAACAAGAACCUUAUCGAGGGUGUUGUUAGUCCCAUGUCAGACUCAAAGCUCACUGGGAUGUCGCCUCCGUCCUCAAAUAAACUUAGCAUCCAGUAGUCCAUUAAUCUCUCUCUUUUUCUUCCUCUCUUGCUUGCCUUCUCUCUUUCGUCCCUCUCUCCGUCACACACACACACACACACACACACACACACACACACACACACAUAACUCAGGAUGUCACAUUUUGAGUAUGUGCCCCCGUGUCAUUACAUUUAUGGGAAUAGAGCCAUAGAGAUUAAUAAAAAACAACAACUGUAAACCAUGACUUGCAAUAUAAACCAAACAUCUCCUAUAUUCUUAUCACAUAGCAACUGACCAUUGAAAUUAUGUGUCAAAGAUUUUGUUUAAUCUGCAGUUAUGAGGACAAGAGUUUGUGUGUUUGUGUGUGUGUGUGUGUGUGUGUGUGCAAGAUGAGCAUGUGUGAAAGAGGGUAAGGGAGAGAGAAGGUGUGUCUGGAUAUGUGAAAUAUUGACAAAAAAUGCAAAUAUGAGGGUAUUGAAGAUUCUAGAAAUUUAGAAAACACAGUAUUGCUGAUGUACGGUAAGAAUCUCUAAUUUUGCCUGCACAGAUUCCUCACAGUCCCAGUACUGGAGUAAUAAAGCCUGCUCAGAGCACUGAUGACUGCAUUUGUACCUCUGCCUUUCCACAUGCUAAUUUUGAAUACUUCAAAAAUGUCCUUUCUAGGUAACGUUAUUCAUGCACGUAUUGUUGAUUGAUUUGGCUGGAAUUUAAUGGAUUUAUCUGGCAAACUAAAAUCCAGCAGGACUCUCAGGGCCACUGCUGUCCUUCACUCUUCUUAACCCAGCGAGGUCUGAUUGUUCACGGUUUAAAUUUCAUGGCAAUGAGAUGAUUCCCUUUAUUCUUAUCUUCAACUGGGACUUUCUAACUGCACGUGAGGGAGGAGGUUUGAUUCCAAAGCUGUCAUCUUGAAUGUUAUCGCACAGUAAAAAAAUUCUGGCAUCAACACAAAUGAUAGUACAUUACUACAUGUUUGUUGCAGACUAGAGUGAAUCGCUAACUUGGACUCUAUUGCAAAUAUACAGUGAUUGCAUUCAUAAAAGCUUUAUUUCAGUGGUUUCAUUGAUGAAAGUACUGACAGCUAAGCAACUUCAUGUCAUUUAAAAUGUUUUCUGUAGGUGUGCCUUGCUAUGUAAAGGGUUUCCAAGGCACAGUGCUAAUGGAUGCAUUAAUUUACUAGACAUACAGUAACAUACAUAGAUUCCAAAUCAGUAUCUGGCUACUGAUGUGUAAGACUGAAGUGCACUGUGGCAGGAAUGUUUGCUUAACAAUCAACUUGUAAGUGUGCCCUGUAGCUAUAAAGAUGCUGUUUACUGUUAAAGUUUUCCUCCUUCCACCAUAUUGUACUGUGUGGUAGUGUAUAAGAAUUAUCCAGUGGGCUCCUUUAACUUCUUGAGCAGUUCAUAAAAUGGCUAAUAAUUGCAAUUUUUGUCAUGUGUCAUGUCUAAAUGUAAUUUCAGUAGAGAUGCCUUAUGAGGGACUGACCAUUUUACAGUCUUCUGGCUGUGCAUGUUUGUCCUUUCUGUUGGGCCACUGGGAUUGUUGUGUGCGACCUGUAAUACUUGAACCUUGGUUUGAAACCCAUCAUCUCCUCCAUGCUGCCAACAGUUUGUACACAUUAUUAUGUCACUUAUAAAGUGACAUUUAGAUUUGUGUUCCUCAGACAAUACAUAGCCUGGCAAGACAGAGGUGUUUUUAAUUGUCUUAAGUGAAGUAGUAAUAUAAUAACACACAGUAUUUGAAAGUUAGGAUUUGCUGUAUAUUUUGCAUAUUCAAACACUGCAGUUCUACAUUGACUAAAAUUCCACUAUAUUGCAAAGGGGACUGAUCUUAAGGAAAAGCAAAUGAAUAUAAAGAAAUGAUAUACACAGCCACCUCAAAAAGUAUUCAAGUCGGCUCAUACCCAUAUUUCAAAACAGUCUAUCGCAGUCAGCUUAACUCUUUAAGUUAUGUAAUUACUGUUGACAUUGUGCAUGGUAAGCAUGGUCAUACAAAUGUUAUCUGAAUCAAUAAAAUGUAAAACUGGGAA
Messenger RNA from Siniperca chuatsi (mandarin fish), 4996 nucleotides. RefSeq names its product MAP7 domain containing 2a (gene map7d2a). Gene Ontology annotation, cellular component: microtubule cytoskeleton. The transcript has 17 exons. NCBI's taxonomy places the organism in Eukaryota, Metazoa, Chordata, Actinopteri, Centrarchiformes, Sinipercidae. The record is from RefSeq and is a predicted model, not a curated record. Bases 295 to 3006 code for a protein of 903 amino acids. Gene Ontology annotation, biological process: microtubule cytoskeleton organization.